Messenger RNA from Encephalitozoon cuniculi GB-M1, 1509 nucleotides. RefSeq lists its product as uncharacterized. The coding region runs from base 1 to 1509 and encodes 502 amino acids. NCBI's taxonomy places the organism in Eukaryota, Fungi, Microsporidia, Unikaryonidae. The record is from RefSeq and is marked provisional. The transcript has a single exon. Gene Ontology annotation, molecular function: poly(A) binding; mRNA 3'-UTR binding; poly(U) RNA binding. Gene Ontology annotation, cellular component: nucleus; ribonucleoprotein complex; cytosol.
AUGGAGAUAGACGAAAGUAAGAGAGCAAGCAGUGAUUCAUUGACAAUAUAUGUGGGGGAGCUGUCGCCCAAGACCCUUGACUCUGAUCUUUUCAGGGUCUUUUCGAAUGUGGGAAAGGUUUUGAGCGUCAAGCUGAUCAAGAGGGCAGAGCCAGUUUCGUCCUUUGCAUUUGUAACCUUUGAGAACGAGGAGGAUGCGGAGAGGGCGAUCCGAGAAUACAAGCAUUAUGAGCUACACAAUAGGCAGAUAAGGGUGAUGAAGAAGGAUGAAAGGCCGCCUGAGACGGGGAACAUCUUUGUCAAGAACCUUCCAGAAGACUUUACCGGCAAGGAUCUGGACGAUGCAUUUUCUAUGUUUGGGGAGAUUGUCAGCUGUAAGGUUGCAACGACAUCGCACGGGAAGUCGAAGGGGUAUGGGUUUGUCCAGUUCAAGGAGAAGAAGGCGGCAAAGAAGGUUAUCAAGAACUUCAGCAGCCUCGACGGGCUUCUGCUCGGCGGAAACAGGAUUGUUGUGGAGCUGUAUAACCCGGAGAUAAAGAAGGGGGAAAGCAAGAAGACAUCGGCAACAUUCACCAACUGCUUUAUCAAGAACUUUCCGUUUGAUGCCAGCGAGGCAGAGCUUUUGGAGCUUCUUGAGAGGUAUGGGAAGGUGACAUCGCUGUUUUUUCCUGUGAAGGACAACGGGAAGCCAAAGGGCUUUGCAUUUGCCAACUUCGAGAACCACGAGUCUGCACUCAAUGCCAUCAAAAAUCUCCAUGGAACAUUCCCCUUUGGCGCUGGCAGGGACGGGACUGGCGAGGCAUUCUAUAUUCAGAAGGGACAGAGGAAGGAGGAGAGGGCGGAGGAGCUUAGGAAGAUGUUUGAGCAGAUGAGCAUGCAGGGGCAGAGCUACAAGAAAAACCUCUACAUAACAAACAUUCCCGAGGGCUUUGGGUGUGAGGAGCUGGGCAGCAUAUUCAAGGAGUUUGGGAAUAUUACAUCGAUAUCUGUGGGGGUUGAUGGGGCCAACAGCCAGAAGCAGUACGCGUACAUCUGCUACUCGACGCCGGAGGAGGCAAGCAUAGCUGUGGAGAGGGGGAACGAGAUAUAUCUUGACGGAAACAGGCUGCAGGUUGCAUACUUCAAGAACAAGCUUGAAAGGAUGAAGGAAAAGGAGUUUGGUGGAGGCCUUGGAUACAAGCCCGGGGUUCCAUACAUGUACAACCAAGGGGUCAGCUUUGCAUCGAGAGGGUUCAAGCGCGAGAGGAACAGAGGCGGGGCUGCAAAGCCAUAUGGCAACGAGCUGGAGAAGCUACACAGCCUUGUGCUGGCGGCGGCACCGUCAUUCAAGAGCCAGUGGAAGGACUUUGGAGUCGGUAACGAAGUCGAGUUUGCCAACAAGGUCAUAAGGGCUUUCCGCAGCAGGUCUGAGGAGGAGAUCAAGGACAUGAUUGAUCUGAACUUUGUUCUUACGAAGAACAUAGCCUCGGCUAUUGAGGAUGAUAACUCGAACGACCAAGUUUUACUAUAA